CGCAGUCUGGGAAGUGGAACACUCCUGGCGGAAGCCCCGCCUCCCAGCUUGUCCGCCCUUACCUAACAUGGCGGGGGAUUCUGCAAUGGAGCUGCUGUUCCUGGACACUUUUAAACACCAGAACACGGAGGUGAGAGAGAGAAUGGUGACUUACAGGCUGAGCUAGGCAGCUUUAUGGGGCGGGGAACCUGGGGAGUUUGAGCAGAGGGAGAAUAGGUGUUUAUUUAUCCUGGGAUAUGGUGACACUGAGGCCUACCCAGCACUGCCUCUAUAUUAACCCAGCACUGCCUCUAUAUUAACCCAGCAUUGCCUCUAUAUUAACCCAGCACUGCCUCUAUAUUAACUCAUCACUGCCUCUAUAUUAACCCAGCACUGCCUCUAUAUUAACCCAGCACUGCCUCUAUAUUAACCCAGCACUGCCUCUAUAUUAACCCAUCACUGCCUCUAUAUUAACCCAUCACUGCCUCUAUAUUAACCCAUCACUGCCUCUAUAGUAACCCAGCACUGCCUCUAUAUUAACCCAGCACUGCCUGUAUAUUAACCCAGCACUGCUUGUAUAUUAACCCAGCACUGCUUGUAUAUUAACCCAGCACUGCCUGUAUAUUAACCCAGCACUGCCUCUAUAUUAACCCAGCACUGCCUGUAUAUUAACCCAGCACUGCUUGUAUAUUAACCCAGCACUGCCUGUAUAUUAACCCAGCACUGCCUCUAUAUUAACCCAGCACUGCCUCUAUAUUAACCCAUCACUGCCUCUAUAUUAACCCAUCACUGCCUCUAUAGUAACCAAUCACUGCCUCUAUAGUAACCCAGUACUGCCUCUAUAUUAACCCAGCACUGCCUCUAUAUUAACCCAGCACUGCCUCUAUAUUAACCCAGCACUGCCUCUAUAUUAACCCAGCACUGCCUCUAUAUUAACCCAGCACUGCCUCUAUAGUAACCAAUCACUGCCUCUAUAGUAACCAAUCACUGCCUCUAUAGUAACCCAGUACUGCCUCUAUAGUAACCCAGCACUGCCUCUAUAUUAACCAAUCACUGCCUCUAUAUUAACCCAGCACUGCCUCUAUAUUAACCCAGCACUGCCUCUAUAUUAACCAAUCACUGCCUCUAUAUUAACCCAUCACUGCCUCUAUAUUAACCCAUCACUGCCUCUAUAUUAACCCAGCGCUGCCUGUAUAUUAACCCAGCGCUGCCUGUAUAUUAACCCAGCGCUGCUUGUAUAUUAACCCAGCGCUGCCUGUAUAUUAACCCAGCACUGCCUCUAUAUUAACCCAGCACUGCCUGUAUAUUAACCCAGCACUGCUUGUGCUUGUAUAUUAACCCAGCACUGCCUGUAUAUUAACCCAGCACUGCCUCUAUAUUAACCCAUCACUGCCUCUAUAUUAACCCAUCACUGCCUCUAUAGUAACCAAUCACUGCCUCUAUAGUAACCCAGCACUGCCUCUAUAUUAACCCAGCACUGCCUCUAUAUUAACCCAGCACUGCCUCUAUAUUAACCCAGCACUGCCUCUAUAUUAACCCAGCACUGCCUCUAUAUUAACCCAGCACUGCCUCUAUAGUAACCAAUCACUGCCUCUAUAGUAACCAAUCACUGCCUCUAUAGUAACCCAGUACUGCCUCUAUAGUAACCCAGUACUGCCUCUAUAGUAACCCAGCACUGCCUCUAUAUUAACCAAUCACUGCCUCUAUAUUAACCCAGCACUGCCUCUAUAUUAACCCAGCACUGCCUCUAUAUUAACCAAUCACUGCCUCUAUAUUAACCCAGCACUGCCUGUAUAUUAACCAAUCACUGCCUGUAAAUUAACCAAUCACUGCCUCUAUAUUAACCCAUCACUGCCUCUAUAUUAACCCAUCACUGCCUCUAUAUUAACCCAGCGCUGCCUCUAUAUUAACCCAGCGCUGCCUGUAUAUUAACCCAGCGCUGCCUGUAUAUUAACCCAGCGCUGCCUGUAUAUUAACCCAGCGCUGCCUGUAUAUUAACCCAGCGCUGCCUGUAUACUACUGUAUACCUAUACUAACUGCCUGUAUACCAGCGCUGCCUGUAUACUAACCCAGCGCUGCCUGUAUACUAACCCAGCGCUGCCUGUAUACUAACCCAGCGCUGCCUGUAUACUUAUACCCAGCGCUGCCUGUAUACUAACCCAGCGCUGCCUGUAUAUUAACCCAGCGCUGCCUGUAUACUAACCCAGCGCUGCCUGUAUACUAACCCAGCGCUGCCUGUAUACUAACCCAGCGCUGCCUGUAUACUAACCCAGCGCUGCCUGUAUACUAACCCAGCGCUGCCUGUAUACUAACCCAGCGCUGCCUGUAUACUAACCCAGCGCUGCCCGAUCUGUGUCUCUGGAAGAGCUAUGGCACCUUAACACCCAACAUGUUUAUAAACUACAUUUCCCAUGAUGCUCAGCAAACCCUUGGGCCAUCACUGAUUUGGGGUGAUUUAUAAUUGUGACAGUUAACCCUUGGCUAUUCAGCUGUUUCCUAUUGUACAUCAUGGGCACUACUGCUGCACAAUUGCAAACUGUCAUAUUCCACCACUGGCAUGUUGUGGAUAAUGUAGCCCAUUACUCCAGCCAUCAAUGCUUCAUGUGAAUAAUGUCCAAAAUCCAAUUUUAAUUUUUACUGUUAAAUGUGAUUGUAUAGCUCUGCAAAAUGUGUUUUAAAACAAUUACAAUAUGUUUACAACUGACUGACUGUCUGAAGACUGUGCUUAUUUAAGGUUUUGUUGCUUUUUUAAUGGCUGCAAAUGUGAGAGUGCCACAGUCUACUUUAAAAAAAAUAUAUAUUUAACUUGAUUUAUACGAAAAUGGAAGGUAUGUGGUAAAAUUACCAGUGUUAUUCAAUACAAUAUAAAAUACAUGAUAAAAUAAAAGUUGUUAGUCAUUAUAAUCUCUUCUCUGCAUUGUUUUGUGGAUACACCUGCAGCAGGCAAACUUGUCCCACACCUGGAAGAAACUUUUAUCUCAGAAAUUUCUGCAACUAUAUUUAUGCCAUAUCUAUAAAGUGAUAGUCCAUUAAUGAUCCAAAAUUUUAACAGGAACGUUUGUCCAUUUAUUGUGUUUUUUUUUAUUUUUUUUAUUUUUUUUUUAAUAACAAUAAAUUGUAUUUAGCAUUUUGUAUUAAAUAAUUGCUUCAUUUAAUACAGAGGGUGAAGAGAGCAACUUUUUGUAAAGGGCUUUAGUCACUACAUUGUAGAAAAUUGAGAGAGUUGAAUAUUUCAGGUCAAAUUAGAAGUGCUGGAAUUAUUUAUCUCCUCAAAUUAGCUGUUUUAGAUUCACUUCAGUUCUCCACAAUUCUUGAUUUGGUGUAUAAAUAUAACAGCAUUGCAUACACCUUUUUAGAAGUAAAAUUGUUGCAUCUACAAUAUCAGAAUUUCACUAGUAGUUCGCUUGUUUUUAUUUAGAUUUUUUUUUCUUUGCCAAAAUUGCUAUGUAUACAUGUAGUUACAUGGUUCUCUAUCCUACCUAGUUUGGGUUAAUUUAUUAAAUCAUAAAUUGUCAAAAAUCAACUGGGGGAUGCAUAUUUAAGUCCACAUAUAAUCAAAUUUGAAAAAUUCUCAAAUCAAAUAUAUUUUAUUUAUUUUAUACUAUGCACUGCUAUAUUGUUUUUAUAUAUUACCUAUAUGUUUCUUAUUUUGUAGCACGGUAGCAAUGUGGAUGUUGUUCGAUUUCCACGUGUUGUAUACAUCAAUGAAGUCCGUGUCAUCCCACCAGGAGUCAGAGCACAUAGCAGCUUACCAGACAGCAGGGCAUAUGGGUGAGUUCUAUAUUUAAAAAUGAUGCCUGGACAAAUAUAUAAUUUCUUCUUUAAUUAUCCAUUGUUUUUUCCUUACUUAACAAAUUCAGUUAUUUUUGUUGUCAUUGGAAUGUAAAGUAAAACUUUACAGAGUGAUUUUGUUGAUCAUGGUAAAGCAAUUAAGCAAUUUAAAGGGGCACUAUAGACACCCAGACCACUUCAGCUCAUUGAAGUGGUCUGGGUGCAAUGUCCCAUCACCUUUAACCCUGAGCAAGUAAUUAUUGCAGUUUCUGAGAAACUGCAAUAAUUACCUUUCAGGGUUAAUUGCACCUCUAGUGGCUGUGUACUAGACAGUCACUAGAGGGACCUCCGGGUGGGUAGGAGACUAAAAGUUGCUUAACUGACGCUGGACGUCCUCAUGCUGUGAAUGAGGACAUCCAGCAUCAAUAGAAUCCUUAUAGGAAAGCAUUGCGGGCGGAGGCUGACCCAGCGCCGCGGGACAUUGGUGCUGGAUUCAGGUAAGUGACUGAAGGGGUUUUAACCACUUCAGUGCCACAUGAGGGGGCUACCGUAGGAACCUAUAGUGCCAGGAAAAUGGCUUUUGUUUUCCUGGCACUAUAGUAUCCCUUUAAUGGAAGAAAAAAAAAAUAGAUUAGCUGUUUGCAGGAUAUUUAUUGUAGACAAUCCUGAAUCCUGUGUCAUCAGGAUCUGCAUCAUCAGGAAGCUGAGAGACCUCAUGCUGGGAACUAAUUAGUUUAAAGGGACACUCUAGAUCCCUAAAGCACUUUAGCUUGCAGAAAUAUUUUGUGUGUGAAGUGUGUGGCCUCUUUGUUGUUGGUUUUUUUUUUUUUUUUUUUCACAAAAAGUGCAGAUUUCAAGAGACAUUGGCAGUUUUAUAAACUGACCUUGUUACACCCCCUUGUUUUCAAGCAGACAACAGCUCCUGUUACUUCGGCAGGCAAUUGAUCAGAGCACCUGCCAUGCAAAGAUUUCUGAUAGAGCUGCAUUACGAAGUCUUUUAUUGUUCAGCCACAGAAACUCUGGGCUGGGGAGACAAGAUCUGCAGUAUUUGCAGAUGUGUUUUGAUGUACUCACAAUUGUGGAAAAAAAAUAAUUAAUGCACGCAUGUAACCGUGUGGGCUAUAUCUACUAAACAGUGAUUUAUUUAAAAAAUAAAAAUAAAUUGGCAGUGGAGCGUCCCUUUAACUGUAGUGCAUUCUGAUUCUUAUAAGUUGUCCUCACUGCAUGUAGCAUUAUCUUUUUUUUUUAUUUUUUUUUUCUCAACACCCUUCCCUAAAAGCUUCAAAUAUUUUUUUAUCUAGCUUGCUUAGAGGAAGUAUUAGCACAACAUUAGUGUUGUUUUUAAUUAAACAAAUUAUUCUAUCUGAGGAUCAUAAGAGAAUUAGAUCGCAACAGCUACAAUUGUGCCUUCAGUCAACCAUAUUAAUUUUACUCAAUAUUCUUGUAAAAUGGAUUUCUUUACAAUGCAUUGUUUGACAAAUCAUAAUGUGCAAUUGUAUUUUCAUCCUUUGCUUUGAGCCAUUAGUUAGUUUUUAAAAGCAGGCCUAAAUGAUGCAGAUAACAGGUUAUAAAUAUAUAUAAUAUAUGUUUUGACAGCUGUGCUAAACAAUUAAUGUCUCUACACCCUACACCUCUAAUUAUGUUACUGCUGACUCACUUUUUUUUUUUUUUUUGUUUUUUGUUUUUUUAUGACUUGAGCAUGAGGUUCCUUUAUGGCUUUUUGCAGUUACAAUAAAAUUGAAGUAUUGUUACAGGGUAACGCAGUAACAUGAGAUAAAAUAAACAGAAAAUAACAGAGGUUUGUAAAAGUAACUAUCUAUUCGGUCUUUGCUAUGCACAUAUUGUCCGUAUUUGACAAGGUUAUCGUGUACAUUGUUGUUUGUUACAUAUAUAUGUAUUUUUGGGUUGUAUAAGUAUGUAGAGGACCGUUACAUAUGGUGGAGUAGAAUAGCAGUGAUAAGCUUGUCACACACAUGUUUUUAGAGGGCAGUGAUACAUGUAGUGUGGUUGCUGGCUCACUUUUGACUGUUUUAUAAGGAUAUCUAUGGAUUCAUGUCUUUUGUAGGUCCUAAAUUAAACUUUAUUUUUUUUUUUUUUACAUUUAUAUUUCUAGAAGCUACGCACAAUUAUUAACUCCUAGCUCAGCACAGAAAUCAUCCUACACCAUAUGUUUUUGACAAUCCAUUUUGUGUUUUGCAGAGAGACCUCACCACACACAUUUCAUUUGGAUUUGUUCUUCAAUAAUGUCAGCAAGCCAAGUGCGAAUGUGUUUGACAGACUGGGGAGGUGAGUUGCACUAAAAUAGGUAAAUAUCAAUCUCUAUUAAGUAUAUAUGUGCUAACUGCCUCUUUGUGUUUCUUUAUCAACAGUCUGGACUAUGACGAAGGCAGUUCUAUCAUAUUUAGACCAAAUGCAAAGGUAACUAAGGCUGCUGCUCUCGGUGUUCUGUUAUAAAAAAUUAAGUCAUUUAUUGUGCUCAAAUAAUAUAUAAUGUUGUUAUUAAAUAGUUAAACUGGUAUUGCUUGCAUUUGUAAGAAUUAUUUCCAAUGCCAACUUCACAGAACGUGCCUUUUAGCUGUCCCAAAUAUAAAGAUUUAAUCAGUAUGUUACCUUGUGACGUGUAGUCGGCAACAAUGACAUUUUGGAUUUAUUUUUUAUUUUAUUUUUUUAAAUUGUGUGGGUUUCUCGUCCUAUCCAGUCUCUUGUUUGGAACUAUUGAAAAUGAGUUUCUGAAAUUCCUAGUAUUAGUGUUACGCAUGUGGUAUGACUUGAUAUCUAUUUUAUUAAUAGUGAAUGUAUUUCUCUCUUGCAUUAUAUGAAGGUGAAUUUAGAUUUUGAAACAGAAGUUAGAAGAAAGCUGAGACUCUAGUAAUAAUAGAAGCAACAUAAUCUAUACUCACUCUUUGAAUACAUUUUGGUGUUUGUGUUCCAUUAUUUAUGGUCUGCCAUCAGCCUUCAUUCAUUCUUUCAUGUUUAAAAAAAAAAUGUUCUUGCUUGUAAAUAUUAAAUUACUCUUCUUGAUAUUGUCAGAAUAUUUCCCCACAAUAUUCAUAAACCUUUUAAAAUACUCUCUGUGAUGCAAACCUGAUUUGCAGUGUUUGUUCAGAUACCCAUACAGUUAUGGUGAAAAUAUAUUAAUGUUAAAUGACUUGUCUAGUUGUAAAUCGUUUGCAGUAAGUAGCAUGCUUUGUUGUUCAAAUCGUGUUUCUGUAUCAGGUUAAUACAGAUGGCCUGGUGCUUAAGGGGUGGUAUAACUGCCUUACGCUAGCUAUCUAUGGAUCAGUAGACAGAGUUGUCAUAAGCCAUGACCGGGAUUCUCCUCCGCCGCCCCCACCCCCGCCGCCGCCUCCUCAACUUCAGCAGCUAGUCAUGAAAAGAAACCCAAAGCAUGGUUAGUAUGUUUGUUGAUUUAAAUGUGGAAUCGGAGGGGGUACUUACUGUAAUUACAGUUUCUUGUUUUCACUUUACAAACUGCCUCUAACAGUGUUGGAUAUUUCCUUGUACAUUUUAAAGAAGUACAUGAUGUCUUUUUUGUUGUUGUUUUUUUUAGAAUUGCAUUGUUUUUACUUGUAUUUGAUUUGUAUAUUUGUGUCUUGCCAACCUGUAUCACAAACCUUGUUUCCCAAAAUAUAAAUGAACUCCAGUCCAGAAUUAAACCCCUAUUUUACAUGUAAUAUAGCAAUAAUGCAUCACAAAUCAAAAUAUGGGUAUUUAUAAAUACCUGCGUUUGGUGCACAUUCGUGCCCAUUUUACAGCUUCUCGAGUAGGUUUUCAUUAGACUAGAAAUUGACUAAAAAGCUGCGUAGUGGUCCUGGUGUUAACAUGACUUUCUAGUGAAGCAUUGUUUAGAUGGGAUUCUUUUCAGCACUUUCCGACUCACAAAAAGUUUGAUUACACAGAAUAAAUCUGUUAUUUAUACUUAAUCUGAUUGUUGUAUUUUUCGCUAAAAGUGAUGAUGUAUACAGCCAUACUAUUGAAACAAAAAUAGAAAUGCUCCUGGUGGGGAGAAGGAGCAAAGUUAUUGAUUAUUAAUGAAAAUGAAGUAAAAUUAAUUCUAUUAAAACCAUUCUGCCUCACUAAUUCCAAUAUUUAAGUUCCAUUAAAAAGGCAUUGCUAAUGAAAGGGUGACCGUUAAGCAUUGAGAUGUGAAUUGAGUGAUGCUGCCCUCAGCUGUGUGGGAAUACAUACUCUUUAUCCUAAAAGAUGUAGACUGCAAUUUUCAUCUGGAAAUACAAUUCUGGUUAAAGGGACACUAUUGCCACCAAAACAACUUUUAGCUUAAUGAAGAAGUUUUGGUGUAUAGAUCAUGUCCCUGCAGUCUCACUGCUCAAUUCUCUGCCAUUUAGGAGUUAAAUCACCUUGUUUAAAUCACUAGCAGCACUAGUCACACCUUCCUGCAUGUGACUUGCACAGCCUUCCUAAACACUUUCUGUAAAGUCAUUUAAUGUUUAUACUUCCUUUAUUGCAAAUUCUGUUUAAUUUAGAAUUCCUUAUCUCCUGCUCUGAUCUGAUUGAAAAUGAAACCAUUUUGUUUUCAUGCAGGCUGUGUCAAUCACAGCCAGGGGAGGUGUGGCUAUGGCUGCAUAAACAUAAGCAAAACUGAUUUAACUCCUGAAUGGCAGAGAAUUGAUCAGUGAGACUGCAGGGGCAUGUUCUAUUCACCAAAACUGCUUCAUUAAGCUAAAGUUGUUUUAGUGACUAUAGUGUCCCUUUAAGCAUUUGCUAGCCAUUUGGAUAGCAUAAUGUAUAGAUGAAGUGAUAUUGUCUGUAAGGUGACACCAUGUAGUAUUUGCAUGACAGGUGUACUGUAAAGGCCAGCUUGGAUACAUUAUUAUCUGACUGGAUUACCUUUAUUUUACUCCUUUUUUCCAGUUGAAGAAGACAAAGAAGAUCAAUUCAAUGGUAGUCCACCUAGGCCUCAGCCACGGGGGCCUCGCACUCCCCCUGGGCCGCCACCACCUGAUGACGAUGAUGAUGACGACGAGCCUAUGCCAGUUUCAGGUGUUUUUCACUAUAAUUACACAUUUGAUCAAGUAAUUCCUUAACAUCAAACUCUUGUAAAUUGUUUGUAGAUGGUUGUAACGCCUCGACAUGUUUAAAUAGGUUUUUAUUAAUAUUGGUUUUAGAGCAUGCUGACGUGCUACAUAAUAUCCCUGCUCCGUCUGUGACUUUGUGGUGUGAAAAAGUACAGUACAGUGAGUGGACUCAUCUGACAGCAUAAUUUAUUUACUCAAUGAAAUGUGUAAAUAUUUUAGUUGUCAUUUAUAUAUUUUUUUUCUCCUCAUGUUUUGAAACAGUUUAUUCAGCAAGAAUCUGGUUCAAAUGGACAGUCAAAUCACCAAAUCCAUUACAUAUUAAUGUAGUGCUUUUUGUACAUGGAUGCUGUCCCUUUACUCAGACAAUGUAAAACAUCUCCAUUUCUGAAAAACUGCAGUAUUUACAUUAGUCUGAGAAUACUCUUAGUGACUGGAAAGCCACUAAAGGCAGAUUCUCCUUAAGACCUUCACCUUUUGAAAGUUUUCAUAUUCAGCAUAAUCACUCUCAGCAUGAAGAUGCGGUAUGCGGUUAUGCUUAGAGAAGCGUUGGAUUCACUGCUACUCUAUGAGAAGCAUUAGAAUCCCACAGAGGGCAGAGUGGCAACUUAUGGUAAUGGAUGGUAAGUUUUUAUAGCCCAGUGUGUGUGUUUGGUGUGGAUUUUUUUCCUCUUUCUUCUUACGAGGGGUCUGUAUCUAAGGAACACUAGGGAUACUCUAGAAAAGAAACACAUAUUUUUAAUGUUACAGUGUUCCUUUAAGCAUGUUGUCUGAAUGCAAUUAUACUGAUUUCUCUUUUAUGAAAACAUUUUAUUUAUUUGUAUUAUCUGCAUACAUUUUUGAAGUAACUCCUGUACAUCCUCAUUUGUUCAAAUAAGUGUACACUUUCACACAGUACGCACAGUGUUUAGCAGUCUUGCUUGCAAUGUCUGCAGUCAUAGCAAUUCUGCGUGUGUAAAAGACUGAUUUGCUCUUCUUGAUCUGUACGGUUAUAGCCAGUGGUGAGCCAGUAGGCAGAGUUAAAGGGACAUUCUAGGCACAAUUAAAAGUUGUCUCAUAUCUUAUUUAAGUCCAUUAGGGUGCCUGGAGUCCUCUGGCUCCUUCCUAUUGUUCAGUGUUCUGAAAUGCUUUGACUUUGCAUGAGGUUCUCUUGGUUUCAUUCACCCUGUCUCCCUCUGCUGCUUUGGCUGAUGCUUACACGUUAACCUGAGCAGCACUGAUCAGCUAAACACUCCUAGCCUAUUGCUACCACCUGUCACUUGUAUGGAUUUGUAUUGCUUAUGUGGACUUUCCCUUUGUCUUAAAGGGACACUCUACUGCCCAAAUACAAUAAAUGAGAAAUCACUAUUUAGUAGAUAUACUCCAUUAUGCAUAUUUUUUAUUUUUAUAUAUUGAGGGAAUAUCUAAAACCAACUUGCAAGAGCUGCAUGUCUCUUGCAAGCUCACCCCUCUUCUUCCACAACCCAGACUUUCUGUGGCUGUCCAAUCACAGACUUCCCAAUGCAGCACAAUGAGAAGUCUUUGCAAGGCAGGUGCUCUAGAGAAUGGUCUGCCCCUUAAGUUUAGCUCAAAUGUAAACAACCAGGAAGUAACAGGGCCAAUUGCCUGACUGCUAAGUGGGUGUAACAAUGUUUGUUUAUAAAGGUGCUAGGGAUCGAGUGAUUAUCGGUUUUACCGAUAUAAUCGGCCGAUAUUCUGUAUUUUCGGCAAUAUCGGUAUCGGCCAAUUCAGAUACCGAUAUUGCCUAUAAUACCUCCUAGGACCGCCGGGCUCAUUACAAGCCUGGGGGGAGCGGGCAUCAAGCGCUUACUCACCUCCCAGCAGCUCCUCCAGCUCCCCAGUGUAACUCUCGCGAGACCUGCGGCCGUCAGAGCGUUGCCAUGGAUCACCAUGGCAACGCUCCGUGCGACACGCUGGCCGCGAGAGUUACACUGGGGAGCUGGAGGAGCUGGGGAGGGGAGUAACCCCCCCAAAGCUCAGCCAAUGCCACUGGACCACCAGGGACUGUCAUAUCCCCCCUCCCUGGCCAGGCAACAAGCAGGGAGGGGGGACAACAAAAAUAAAUCAUAAUUAAUUUAAAUAUAAAAAAAAAAAUAAUUUAAUAAAAAAUGCCCCCUCACACACUCCAUUAUAUACACUACACAAACACACUGUGUAUAUAAUGCAGUGUGUGUGUGUGUAUACAAUGCACACAAAUACACUGCAUUAUAUACAAUGCACACAAAUACACUGCAUUAUAUACACACACUAUACAAACACACUGCAUUAUAUACACACACUAUACAAACACACUGUGUAUAUAAUGUAGUGUGUUUAUAUAAUUCAGUGUGUGUUUGUGCAGUGUGUGUAUAUAAUGUAGUGUAUUUAUAUAAUUCAGUGUGUGUUUGUGCAGUGUGUUUGUGUAGUGUGUGUAUAUAAUGCAGUGUGUUUGCAUAGUGUGUGUGUAUAUAAUGCACACUACACAAACACACUGCAUUAUAUACACACACUAUACAAACACACACACUCUGCAUUAUAUAAACACACUACAUUCACUAUACACACACUACACAAAUACACACACACUCUGCAUUCAUUAUAUACACACACACUUUGCAUUUAGUAUAUACAGCAUUCACUUUACGCACACUACCCACACACUACACAAACACUCUGCUUUCAUUAUAUACACACUACACUAAUACACACUGCAUCCACUACACACACUAGACAAAUACACACUGCAUCCACUACACACACUAGACAAAUACACACUGCAUCCACUACACAAACACACAUUGCAUCCUCCACACACACUACACAAACACACACUGCAUCCAUAACACACACACUACACAAACACACACACUACACAAACACACACAGCUCCCCUGUCACACUGCAUCCACUACACGUGGCAUGUAUAUUUUGUGCAUUUACCUUUAGAAAUAGUUUUUAUUUUCCAAAAUGGUAAAUGUACAGAAUAUCGGCAAAUUAUAUCGGCUUUCGGCCUGAAAGUUCACAGAAUAUCGGUAUCGGCUCUAAAAAAAUCAAUAUCGGUCGAUCCCUAAAAGGUGCCACUUUCUAUUUAAAUCUGCACUUUUGUAAAAUGAUAAAAGAGCAAGCUAAAGUGCUUAACUUGUGCCAAGAGAUCCUUUUAACCAUACAGCUAGGGCCCUCAUUCAGUGUACGAAAACCGUUUAAUGACAAACAAUGGGACUGUAUCAGUUGUCUCCAAGCACCAUAACCACUUUUAUUAGUUGAAGUGAUUUAUGGUGCCUAGGGUAUCUUUUUAAGACUCCAAACAUGUAUGCAAAUAUUAUGAAAACCGCAUUGAUGUAUACGGUGAGAGUUCAGGCACAGGGUCCUUGCAUCAAAGCCACUACAGUAAGCUGAAGCAGCUAAGGUGCUUUGAAUGUUCCUUUAAAAAUUUAUAGCACAAUCUGUCUGCUCCACUUAUUUAAUGGGGUACACAAAUGGUCAAACACCCCUAACGUAGGGUUUUUUCUCUAUUCUCUAACAUUUACCUGCAGCAUGUCUAGUGCAUAUUUUUACUUGUACUCUUUAAAAAUAGCAAAUUACAUCACCUGUAAAUCAUUUUGUCUGCCUGAAAUUUUUUAAGCACAUUACAUUUUGAAUUACAGUUUAGGACAGAGAAAUUAACACAUGCUUUUGAUUACAAACUCUAGUUCUGUGAGUAAUAUAUUUGUAUCUGUUCUGUUAGGUGGUGAUAAGGAAGAUGAUGGAGAACAGAGAGAAGGCUACUUUGAACCCAUAUCUCCUGAUCGAGUGUCCAUUCACCCUGAUGGCACCUACUCUGAUGAUGAUGUUGAUGAUGACGAAGAUGAUGAUGGUCAAGAUGACGUUGAUGAAGAUGAUGAUGAUGAUGAAGACGACGACAAUGAUGACCUUAAUGCAGAGGAAGAAGAAGAGGAUGAAGAAGAUGAAGAUGGGCAGACUGAGGACAGUAUAGCUGAUGAAGAUGAUGAAGAUGAGGGAGACGAUGAGGAAAUUGAAGGUAAUUGGUGACAUCUUUUCAUCUCUGUGAGAAAAUACUUGUAUAUACCAUCAAUAUUUGUCUGCCAACUCCAUCCCCACUGCUGUAAAUGUGUAAUUAUCAUAUGAUACUGGAGCCAUGCUGCUGGUAUGAGGCAUCCUUAUCAGUGGCUGCCAUGUGCAGAGGCCACGUACUGCCGCUUAUUUGCAGACUUUUUUUUUCUCCCUCGUUGGUGAUAGAUUCCCCUAAAAUGCAAAAGAGGCCACUCCUUCAAGUGCCCGCUGUGAAAAUGUAUGGUGAGUUAUGUGUGAGUUCACUGGAGGAUUUGGUGAAGUGUCCACCUUUUAUUUGUUUUAUGAUGUCAGAAUGUUUAAAAAAUAACCAAGGAAUUUUUAUUUAUUUUUUUUAUUUUUUUUAUUUUUUUUUUAUCCCUAUAUAUUUUUUUCCAUGAACUCAAGGCAUAUUCCAUGCAUCUUCUACUUAUACCACUCUUCCCAUAAGCCACCUUCUAGACUUAAUGGGGAGAUUUAUCAAGGCAUACCAUGUGUUUUUUUUUUUUUUUUUUGCUCUUAAAUAUUGAGCCAUCCUAUUAGAGUCCAAGGUGUCUGCUGCUUAUUUAGUGCUUUGCCCCAGAAUAGCGCCCAGUUUUGCCUUGAUAAAUGUCUCCUAAUAACACUAAUAUAUGGUUCUUUCCUGUAAUACUUUAUCUCUGCAUCACAUGUAUAAUUUCUGUGCGUUUUGCAACUCCAUGUCUAUUUUAUUGCCUUGAAAUGAAUCCCAAAUAUUGAGGUGGUCAAUUGGUCACUGUCUGACUUUGUAAAUGUAGUUUUAAUCUCCAGUGUAUUUGCACAUGCUCAGUGCAGGUCCUUGAUGAGAUGCUGUUAAGGUACACCCAUUUGCAGCUCAUAGUUUCAUAUAAGCUAAAUUAAUCUAUUCUUCAAAUAAUGAUCUCUGCUGCUAAUAGAGUACUCUACAGCACAAGGUCAGUAUUUCACUGCACUAUUCCUUCUGGACAGAAUCUAUACAUGGUGAGCCAUGGUGUGUAUUGGUUAGAAUGUAUUUUUUCCCCCUCAAGUAAUUGGCAUGUUAAUGCAAAUACUAUAAAUAUAACUCAUGCACAUAUGUGCUUCAAAAAAAUGCCCACGCAUGCCGCAUAUGCUAAUUUGGCUGUGGGUUAGGCACACACAUCUUCUCCAUUUUAGUGGGCAUCUUUUAAUUGGAGUAGGCGAUAUCCAGAUGUCUUAUUUUAUUCAUACAUUUGUUAAAUAAUGUCUAGAUUAAAGGGUUACUCCACACGUUUUCUUAAAAUUUAUUUUAUUUAUAUUCUUAUAAAAUGCAUUUCUCUCUAUAUAAUGCCCUAUUAGGCACUGUUUAUUAGGUGUCCCAACACUCCCUUCGUUUGCAAUAAAAGAGGGUGUUUUACUCACCUGGAAUCGGGCACCGAGCAUAGAUCCCGCCUCUAUUCAAUCCCACCAGGGCUUCACACAGUUCAGUUAAAGGCAUUUGAUUGGACUGCAAAUACAGCAAAAAAGUGUCAAAAAUUUUACAACUGUAAACUAUGAAAAAUUAAGGUAUAAUACAGUCUUAGUGAAAAUAAAUGAGGUAUUUACAUGUUCUGCUACAUAAAGUAGAAUUAUAAUAGGCUGUACAAAAGAAAGGGAGAUAAAGUAAGAGAUGCUAUCAAAUAUGUAUUACCACUGUACAGCCUAUGGGGCUGUAAAAUUGUCAAAAGCUUUGCGUAAAGUAUCCGUUUCCAGGCUCUAAGCAUAGCAACAUUGUUGCGAUUCUCCAGGUUAUUACUGACAGCUACACUGUCAGCUUUAUUGCUACAAUUACUACUGAAUACUUUACUCAAAGCAGGCUGUACAGUGGUAAUAGACAUUUGGUAGCCUCUCCAACUUACUGUCUUUAUGGUCCAAGUUUUCAGGCUAUAUCUCCCUUUCUUUUGUACAGCCUGUUAUCUUUCUACUUUAUCUAGCACAACCUGUAUAUACCUCAUUUAUAUUCACUAAGACUGUAUAUAUCUUAUUUUUCUUGGUUUACAAUUGUAAUAGUUUUGGAUUCUGUUUAUUUUUGAGUGAUUUUUGUCAUUUACUUUUUAUCAGUAUUUCUUAAAAUUUAAGUCUGAUCUUCCCAUGCUCUCUUUUGCUAUUUGACCUUUACACCUGAGCACUCCCCUUCAUCUUUUCCUUUGAUUUAUUGGUCUUUUUUGCUGGUUUGUAGAACAAAGGAAAGGGGGAAUUUUAAUUUAAAAAAACAAAACAAAAAAAACAAUAACAAUAUUCGUAGUUUCAGGAGGCAGGGAGGUCUGAAUGCAGUGAGAGAGGGGAGAAAAAAACAAUUGCAGGGAAGAAACGCAAAACAAAUAUACAAAAAUAACUCCUGUGCUCAAACUCUCACUACUCAUGGGUGGCAACGACUAUAGUACACAUCAGCUCCAAUACAUACAAUAAAAACAAAAGCAAAUAGUUAUUUGUGCACUAUCCUGAAUCCCUAUGAACAUUUAAAUAACUGGAGGUUUUUAGUAUCACUUCAGUGGACACUUUGAGUGUAAGCUCACCUGCCACGUCAAGGCAAACCUCUUAGGUGAGUCCUGCUCUAAUAAUUCACCCUGCUUCUUUCGGCUUGGUUAAAAAUCUUUAAUGAAAUAUAAAGGGGUAUUAUUCUAAACUCAUACUUAUUAGUUCUUAAUAGGGAACACAUGGGGUAGGCAGUAGCAUGUAACAUGGCUGUGUAAUACAAAAGCAAGGUGAAUUGUUAGUGUAGGACUCGCCUUAGAGGUUUGCCUUGAUGUGACAGGUGAGUUUACACCUGUGUCCCCUGGAGUGAUACUAAAACCUCCAGUUAUUUAAAUGUGCAUAGGGAUUUGGUAUUGUGCGCAAAUAACUAUUUUCAUUCAAAGACAAGGGGUGUAACUAGCGCUUGGCACAAAAGUACAGGUAUCACAGUAUGUGCAGAAAUGCUGCACAUACUGACUCCUACUACCAUGACCAAUUCUAAAAGCAGAAGUGGUCAUGGUGGUUGGAAUGACCCUAUAAAUAUAUACCUACCAGAUGGUGACGUUGUCAUAUAGCGUAUCCCUCCACUCUAAAUAUUUCUGCAGAUUCCGUUUGUCUUCCCUGUUUUUUAACGUGUUAGAAUAUGGUGUUUGAUCAAGUAUUUAAUGUACUCUGUUGUGCUUUGCUCCUUUAAUUCACAGAAAAUUCUCCUGUUCUUUUCUCUUAAAGCUCUUAUCUUUAAUAAGCAUUUGUACACCUUCAUUUGAUGUCUUCUAAUCAUGUUUUCUCUGUUAGGAGAUGAUGGCUAUGAACUGAUCUCAAGCGAUGAGGAUGUGAUUGCAGACUUUGAGCGUGAAGCAUUUAAGUACCCAAGCUUUGACAUUGAUUACACUCCUGAGGAUUUAGCCUCUGUGCCCACCAUGGCCUAUGACCCUUAUGAUAGGGAUUUGGGCCCGUUACUGUACUUUAGCUGUCCAUACAGGACUGCUUUUGAGAAUGAGCUCUACAGGCUUCAGGAGCAAGAUCUAGAAAAGGAAAGCCCUGAGGUUGCAGAAACUUCUGUUAAGCUCACACAACUUCUUGAACUGUAUCAAGAUGACAGAGGAGCAAAAUGGGUUACUGCUUUAGAAGAGGUACCCAGUCUUAUUGUGAAGGGAUUGAGUUAUUUGCAACUUAAAGAACCUGGACGCGAUCAUCUUAGUCAGUUAGUUGAUUGGGCAAUGCAAGCGCUGGACUUGCAGCUAGCUCUACAGCAGCCCAUAGCCUUAAAUGUCCGACAACUCAAAGCAGGCACCAAGUUGGUAUCCUCUUUAGCAGAGUGUGGUACCCGAGCUGUAGAAUUUCUUCUAAAUGGAGACAUCAUAAGCAAACUGUAUAAUUUGCUUUUUGCUGAGCAUGUAUCCUCCUCUUUAAAGCUGAAUGCUUUUAAAUCACUGGACAGCCUCAUCAGUACAACUGAGGGAAUGGAAGCCUUUUUAAAAAAUCCUUCUGUGCAAGGGAAGAGUGGUUACCAGAAACUGUUAGAACUCAUUUUACUGGAUCAAACUGUGAGGGUGUUCACUGCCUGCUCUGCUGUUAUUCAGAAAUGCCACUUCUAUGAAAUCAUUUCUGACGUGAAGAAAACUGGAAACCAACUUGCUGAUAGCACACUGCCUCUUCCCAGCUCCGAAGACACAGAAUCUGUCCUAGACCAUGAUGCUGAGGCUCAAAUAGAUAUGGAUAAUUUUCUAGAGGCCUCUAAUAUAAGUGAAGGAGACUUGGAAAAACUGGUUGGCUUUCUUAAUGAAAUUUUACAUCUUCUGGAAACUGCUCCUCAUGCCAUGAUUCAGCCACCUGUAAAAUCCUUUCCAACAAGUGCUCGGAUUACCGGACCAUCUGAAAGAGACGAUCCCUAUCCUAUCUUGUUUCGGUAAGAAGUCCUGCAAAUUUUGUCUCUUCAAAAAUUCAUGGCAAAUCACUGCAUAGUAAACCUAUAGGUAUUCACAGAGGUAGGUUUAAACAUGUAUUCGCCCCUCCUCCCCCCCCCCCCCCCCUAAUUCUGGAAGAGUAAUUUUUUUUUAUUUUUUUUUUUAAUUCCUCUUUGCCCUUGAAGGACCACUAUAGGCACCCAGACCACUUCAACUUAAUGAAGUGGUCUGGGUGCCAGGUCCAUCUAGGAUUAACCCUGCCUGCUGUAAACAUAGGGGUUUCAGAGAAACUGCUAUGUUUACAUUAGGGUUAAUCCAGCCUCUAGUGGCUGUCUCAUUGACCGCUGCUAGAGGCACUUCCGCGCUUCUCACUGUGAUUUUCACAGUGAGAAGACACCAGCGUCCAUAGGAAAGCAUUGAGCUCUUGCCGUGCAUGCGCAUUCAGCCGAUGACGUCGGAAAGAGGAGGAGAUUCCUGAGUGUCGAGAGAGCCCGGCGCUGGAGAAAGGUAAGAUUUUAACCCCUUCCUCCCCCUUUAGCCCGGCUGGAGGGGGGCCAUGAGGCUGGGAGGGACCUAUUAACACUAUAGUGCCAGGAAAACAACUUUGUUUUCCUGGCACUAUAGUGGUCCUUUAAUGGGACAUUAUGGGCACCAUAACAACUUUAUCGGAAUUAAGUUGUUUUGGUGCAGGGAGGUCCCAAGCACCUAUGUCUACCUUUUUUCACUCUCUCUUUUCUAAUUAGGGAGCUGCUGAUAGGCUGAGAGCAUCAGCUGAUGCUUUCUGACCAUAGGCGAAAGCACUUCCAAAGCAUCCUGAUUAAAGCCUCCAACAUUUAGUGGACGUUCGGAGGCAGAGUUGACAUGACUGGGACCUCCUUGCAUUAUAACAGCGACAUUCUGAUGAAGUUGUUAUGCUGCCUGGAAUGGUCCUUUAAGUCCAAUGAUGUUUUCAAUAAGUUAUUCUAAGGAUUCAGUUUACCUCUAGAUUCUGAUGUGCACAAGUAUUUAAGAGCAUCACACACAUUUAUUUGUCUGCUUUAAAUACAGUUAAAGAUCAAGAAAUAUGCUUGAUGGUAACGUGAUUUGUAAUUUCAUCAGGACUCACAAUUUCCCCUAGCCAUUGACGAGUACAAAUUUAGUCCAGGAGAUUAGAAAUUAACCCUAUAGUGAGCAUGUCUUGGACCCACCAGACCUCUAAUUUUUUUUUGUUAUACCUUUCAGGAAACAUCCAUACUCUACUCUGUCCCAAACAACUGUAAUUUUCACAUAAUAGGCCCACUAUUUUCUGUUACAAUAAAAAAAAAAAAGCGAGAGCUCUCUGGAUUUGACAGUGGCAGCUGUUUCUCAGCCAGAAGAAUAUAUUUGUUUUUGUAAAGGCAUAAAGUCUCAGGUUAAAAAGUACAGAAAAUUAAUUUGUCUCAAUAUCUGUGUUAUCAAGGUGACUACAGGCAAGUUUGAAUUUGUUACUCAAAGGUUACAUUUUAAAGGGACACCGUAGGCACUGUAUCUGCUUCAUCUCAUUAAACUGGUUAUAGUGUCUGGAGUCCUCUGGUACCAUCAUUUCUUUAAGCAUUUAACAGUUUUUAAACUUUUAAUGUUUUAAUGCUAAACAAGAGUACCCGGCAAUCCAUCCCCUCUGUGCUGCUUUGGCUAAUAAGGAAGUAUUAGCUUGAGCAGCAAUAGGCAGCUGUGAUUGGCUGAGAGUGUCAGCUGACUGCUUUAAGCCUGUCAGAGUUCCAACUGACGGUAUGAAUCGGUAUGACAACAAGGAAGUGUGUAAUCUCUGCCUUAGCUACACAUACUGAAGGGGCCGGACUGUGGGUGACCAGGGACUCUUAUUUUGUGGCAUACUGCACGAACAUGGUGCAACACUGAAUGGAGGGACAUUGCCAGGGCAUUCCAGGCACUAUAGCCAAUUCAAAGAGAUGAAAUGCUUAUAGUGACUACAGUGUCCCUUUAAGGGUUUAUUAAAAAGAAACAGGGAUUUUAGAGAACUAAAAAGGUGUUUGAAAAUCAAAGGCCAAAAUAGCUGAAUUAAAAAUAUCAGGUGUUUUUCAAUCUCUUUUUGAUGUAAGAUUGGCAGUGCCUGGUGAAAUGCACAAUUUAGAUGUUUUAGUUCCAGAGAUCCUCGCUAUUUAGUGCACUGCCUGAUUUUGACCUUAAAGCGGCACUUUUAUGCCGAACUUACCUUUCUUUAAUCGAUUCCUCUUCUCUUCCUCUGUCAGGAUCUGUUCUAAAUUUCUUCCUGUCUGCUCGAGUUUUCAUUAAAACAUAGGACAAAGUAGGGACUACUUUGUCUUAUGGAGGUUUCCUACAUUUGACCAGUGGAGGAACAAAGUGUGCUUCAUUUCCGGUGCUCAAAGCAAUUUCCCCACAAUUCUCACUUUUCCUCCGUGAAGCCUCCUUUCACUUUUCCCGAACAUCCUGUCACUAUUGCUGGCCCCUACCAGAGACGGAUGGGGCCCCUAAAUAACAAUAGGGGGGACCUAUUGUCUUCCCCCCUCGCCCCCACACCCCUGAGCGGCAGGUGAGGACCCUAAAUAACAAAAAGGGGGGCACCUAUUGUCCUUCCCCCUCGGCCCCCACACCUGAGCGGUGGGUGGGGGACCUAAAUUAAAUCCAUAAUACCCGUCGUACUUUGAAAAUAAAAUUAAAAAACCAAGCGCAAAAAAACAAAAACCCGACGCUAAAAAAAGAGGCUGUUCACGGUUUAGUAGACAUGCCCCUACUCACGAAAUAGUGAGUAGUGGCAGAAUUUACUAAUAAUAAGUAAUCUUUACUUAGUAUUAAUAAGUUUGGCUGAAAGACCUAUUUAGGUAUUUCAGUGUUUUGGUAGAUGGCUCCCUGAUACCGUGGGAAUUAGGGAGCUAUCUACUAAGCGGAUGCAAGAUGCAGCCGUGGCACGAAUAGGAUCGGAGUUUCAUUAAUUCAAAUGAAAUUCCGAUCCGAACAAAGUCCCGAAUUGCGUCCUAACGCGAUUGGAGAAACUGUUCAUAUUCUGUUGAUGAAAUUCGGUAUUUUCGCUGGCAUUCUGUCUAAGUGACAGGACGCUUAGGAAAAGUGAAAGGAGGCUUCGCGGGAACACGAAGGAAAGGUGAGACUAGUGAGAAAAUCGCUUUGACCACCGGAAAUGAAGCAUACUAUGCUAGUCAGCUGGUCAAGCGUAGGAAACCUUCAUAAGACAAAGUAGUACCUACUUUGUCUUAUGGUUUAAGGAUUACUAGAGCAGACAGGAAGAAAUGAACAGAUCCUGACAGAAGAAGAAAAGAGGAAUCGAUUAAAGAAAGGUAGCUUUGGCAUUCAGAGAACAUACAGUGUUUACGUUAGAACCUAUGAACACCUCCAGUGGCAGUCACUCAGACGGCCACCAGAGGGACUUCCGAGUCAAGUCCUGCCUGAUGUGCAGGACUCACGUUUUGACGUCUUCAUGCUAAGCUGAAGAAAUCAAACUUGCUAUCGGGACACAUGAGGCACUGUGAAUGCGCCUCCUGUGUCCUGUAGUGAACGCGGAGCCUGUCAGCAGUCAGAGCUGACAGUGUGCGAGAUAAAAAUCUCCUGCACACAUCAUCGGCUCGGGCUUACAGGCAGGAGACGGAGACACAGCAGGAGGAUCCAAACCAUAAGUACACUUAUUUUAAAAGUGAGUGUGAGAGCGCAAGUGUGUGAGAGAGUGGCUGAGAAUGUGUGUGUGUGUGUGUGUCAGUCGGAUAGAUGGAUAGAUAGAGAUUAUGGAUGCACCGAAAUUUCGGUUGCCGAAAAUUCAACCCUUAUUGUGCCUGGUUAGUAGCGCACAAUGCCCCACAGCCGGUUACAGCUUACAUUCAGGGUGCAGAAUUUAGACAGCGGAGUGAUCUCCGCUGGCAGCUCCUCCUGCUCAUUCCCGGACAGAUUCAACACCCUCAGGGCCUUCAGCUUGCCGGGAGCCGGGGGGAUGCUCUGCAGCUUAUUGCGGCACAGCACCAGGCUCUGCACGUGGGAGAGGAGGCCCAGACUGUCUGACAGCUCCGGCAGCUUCAAGCACCCACUCACCUCCAGGUAGUUGAGGGAGAGGGUGAAGAAAGCCGCGGGGAGCUGGGCUCCACAUGCCGGACCCUGGAGUACCAGCUCCAGGCGCUUCUCCUUUUCUAUCCCUGGUCCGGCCACUGCUCGCUGACUGCCACCAUCUUUACGCUCAGACCCGGAAAUACUAGAGCGGACAAUCUGAACCUAGCAUACCUGAAAUGCUUCCAGGAGAUAGGAGUGGGCAAAAUUAGCCUGUAAUAUGUGUCUGUCUGUGACUGAUAAUCCACUCUAGACAGUAUGAUCACAGAACACAUAUACCUGAAGAGCAAAAAAUAAAUAAGUACUAGCCUUAUAAGGAUACUCCUCUACAAAGUUACAGCUGUAAAUAUCCGUAGACCUCCAAAGUAGUGCUUAAAAACGUAAGUACGUGAGCUUUAUUAAAAAGGCUUGUUUUUAGCACAGAAACUGUCCCCUCGUAUACAGACAAGAGAUUAAUCUGGAAGGUAGAGAGGUUAAAACAUAAAAUAUAUUGGAGGUAGCCAGAGGUACAAGUCUUUGGUCUUACCUCCAGUUUCCCCUGGCUACCUCCAACGUAUUUUAUGUUUUAACCCCUUGUCUACCUUCCAGAUUGAUCUAUUGCAUUUGGGGAAAAAAUUCGUUUUCGGCCAAGGGAAUCCUGAAUUUUCGGUAGAUGGAUGCAUGAAUAGAUAGAGAUGGAUAGAUAUUGAUAGUGUUUGUGUGUGUGUGUGGUUACAAUAUUUAUUUACAAUUAGUGUGAUGCUUCUCGAAAAAUGAGACGUUUCUUGCCGAGGAUCUCGGCCCUGGAACAGAGGUAAGUUUUAAUGAUAAAAAGCACUCAAAUUGAUUUUUUUUAAUGGCAACAAAGAAGGCUAGAGGACCUGUCUUUCUUGCUUUUAUAGUUUGACUAUAGUGCUCCUUUAAUAAAAAAAUAUAUAUAUUUUUUUUGUAGUUGUAGAUCCCAUGUAUUGUGUGCUUCUCUCCUCCCAGGUACCUUCACAGCCAGCAGUUUAUGGAGUCUGCCACAUUGUUCCUCUCUCUUCCUGCAACUAGUUGUCAUCCUGGAGUGGUAAACGCCCUUAGGGAAAUACUCCGGUUUCUGACACAGUCACAGAAAGGUCUUCUUUUCCUAUUAUUUGAGAAUGAGUCAACCAACCUUAUAGCCAGAGCACUUUGCCAGGCCUCUGAGCAGGACCAAGAGGAGAAUAUACAAUCAGAUGCAAGUAGUGAGGACCCAUGUGCUCUUUGGCUCCUGCAUGCCACGCAGGCUCUGCAGUACAUCUCUGAGCUCUUUCACCAUUUCCAGCACUGUGAAGCCAGUGAAGAGGCUGACCAUGCCAAUCUCCUGGGAAUCCUGCACAACCUUUACCUCAUCAGCUUCAACCCCAUCGGGAGGUCCGCUGUUGCCCAUGUCUUUAGCCUUGAGAAGAACCUGCAGUGUCUCAUAACUCUCAUGGAGUUUUGCUCUAAGGAAGCUCUUGGGUAAAUAAUCCAGUCUAAUGUUUAUUUGCUUUUUACAGCCUGCAAUGCAUUGGAGAGAUUUUCCUCCUACACUAUUGUAUUUCUUGGAACAAGUAAUAUAUAUCUAGAUAGGUAUAAAGAGAUACUCGGUCUAUUACAUUUUAAGUGUAACCUCCAGACCUCACAGCCAAAAUGAUGUGUUAAAUAUGCAAUUAAUAAAACCACAGCCAAUAGUUAUCUUUUGCUAUCUAUCUGUGAGGAUCUGUGAUUGUUACAGCUCCACAUAUAGUGUAAAAUAUAUAUUUAUAUGUAUAUUUAGCAAAUUAACCUUCUUUUUCCAGAGAUACAAAAUCCAAGAAGUCUGUUGCCUAUAACUAUGCCUGUCUGCUUGUACUGCUGGUGGUCCAGACUUCUAAUGAUGUACAGACAUUGGAAAGUCAUUCUGCCUCUCUUCUGAAGCUUUGCAAGGCAGAUGAAAAUAAUAUAAAACUGCAAGGUAGGUGUUGGCUUUCAUAUGCUUAUGUUUUUAGAAAUUACUCAGAAUAUCUCAUGGCCUGUGUAGGCACCUGGCAGCCAUGUUGCAGAUGUUAAGGAUAAGCUUGUAGCCUAGUAAUAAAGAAAUAAAUAUAGACCUAUUCACGAUUAAAAUCUUGUUGGUUUUAUUUACUAAGCCAAGAGUUGUAAGGAAAUCUUAACGGGACAUUAUAGGCACCAGACCACUUAAUUGCGGUGAAGUGGUCUUGGUGUCAUGUCCCUGUAGUAUUAACACUACAUUUGUUUACAUUGUAGUUUUUAAAUGCCUCAUGCUUAGUCACUAGAGGCACUUACACAGAACUAGCAGAGUAAACCUUUGCAGUGUGGCAUUUUGCGCACUUGCCUCCUAAUGGUUUCCUACAGAAAGCAUUUGAUUGGCAGAGAUCGUAGAUCUUGAUUACCUUAUCCAAGGAGGCAAAACUGCAGCGCGGCAAGGGAUAAAAAAUUAUUUAAAAAUACAUUUUCACUCCUUGAGAGGAGGCAGGCGACCUAAAUGUUUAGCAAGGCAUUACAACGUUAGUAAUGCACAUUUGUGUUAUUAAUGCUAUAGUGUUCCUUUUUAAGGUCUAAUCAAAAUGGAAGUUUGGAGGGUUUUUCUAAUCCUGCUAUUUUGUACAAGGAGCCAUUUGUUUUGGGAUACCCUUCUCUUCUCACUUGAGGCUUUUUAAUACUGUUACAAAUGAAAUACACCAAUCAGUAAUUAGACGAACAAGGAAUUAUUGCUUAAUUGUUCCUGAAUGUUUCACGUAAUAGCAUGACCAUGAUAAUGAAAUUGACAUUUUUUUAUUUAUUUUUUUAAAUUCCUUCACAAGAAUUGUGUGUAUAUUGUGCUUUAUUAAAAUUUUGUCUAAAUAGUGCCCUCAUUUUCUUCUAAUAGAGCUUGCCAAAUGGUUAGAACCAUCAAAAAGUAUUCGAUUUGAGAUAAACUGCAUCCCUGGCCUGAUUGAUUAUAUAAAGCAGGUGAGUAUGUUUUUUAUGGUGACUGGCACUUUUGACCAGCAUGGUCGUUCUAACUAUUUUACUGUAUAACCUUCUAACAACAGAUGAAUCUCACACUGUGUGGGAUUUACAGCCUGGCUCAUAUUCUGUGUAGUAGAUUGCCUAUAUUCAGAAACUGAAGCAAAUCCACAAUAUAUACACUGCCCAGCAGAAGGGAAACAUCAGAAAGUUCUCCCAAAAAACAUUUAGCAUAGAAUAGGGCAGUGCUUCUCGCUAACUAAUGAUCAGCAUAAAGGAAUAGUGUCCAGAUCUGGUAACCUUAUGGAGAUGGGGAUGUGUGUAUAAGAUUUUGAGAAGGGUAUUGAGAAUGCGGGAAAGUUUAAAGGGUAAGAGUGUCUUUGAUCAGAUGCUCUCUUAACAAUCUGUUCUAUAAAGAUCCUAAUCUAAAGUGGAUUGAUCCAAUCCGUUCUGGACUGCAUAGAGCUGUGAAAGCUAGCUCAAAAGUACACUUCAUAUUACCGUAAGAUAUUUAGUUGCCAGAUUGUGAAGAUGACAAAGUGUAACAUUUAAGUGAAAAAAAAAAAUCUCAGGCCCUCACUGUAAUCGCUUCCAGGCAGAUUUAUUGCAACGUUUUGACCUGUAACCAGGUCUUUAUCAAGCUUGAUAAAGGAAGCGAUCACAGUGAGUGCCUGAGAUUUUUUUUCACUUAUACGGAUUCCUUGGGGUUUGCUGACCCAUGCUCAGUAGCACCCUGCGUUAAAUAACUUGUGACUGAGUGCAACCCUCCCUUUUUUCUAAAGUGUAACAUUUAGUCCUUAAAGGGUUAAUGAAUAUACUGGUGGUAUGCGUAGGCUACACCAUGAAAGCAUUAAAAGACAGGUUACUGAGCUUAAUCAAGACAUGAUUAUCGUUUUCUGUUCAACAAACUGCAGUGUAACUUGCUCAGAUUGACAGUCAUAUGUGUGACUUCUUAGAUUUUAUACAAAGUCCUGCCUUAAAUGACUCCUAUUCUCAUAUGCAUGCUGUAAAAAUAAAAACGUUUUCGUGGUGUUUACAAUUCUGUAAAAGUUAAAAAAAAAUUCAAGUUACUUUUUAAAAUUGCGAGUGUGCAGUUGAUUUGUAGAUCAUAUCUUUUUAAAUUGUAUUUAUGAAUGUAUGACAUUUUCUUUCUGAGGUCAAAGCAGUACAGAUAUGUAUUUAUUACUGUGCAUUAGUAAUUUCUAUGGGGGGAAAAUCCAUACAUUCUUAAAGAACCAACUUCAAUUGAGCUGAAAAUUAGAAUUUUCGCUCAUUAACUCUUUUAUAAUGAGAGGCUUAGCACACCCUUUUAUAUCAUUACAUUCCAAGCCUGUUACGCAGUGAUUAACCAUUGACUAAUAUUUACAUCUGGUAGAACUUUGAAGGCUUCAUGCCAAUGGGUCUUGUACAGAGUUCUGCAGUCAGUGCCAGGAGAGUUGGCAAUCUGUCAGAUUAGGGAAUUAAUUUGUUUUUUACAAUCCAGCAUUUUGUCAAAGAUUCAACAACAUAUAUCAAUAGUGAUGUCACGAACGGUUUGCCACGGACUCCAGUCAGCUGACACAUUCCAGCCAAUCAGCAGCAUUCUUAGUGAGCUGUCCAGGAGGUGGGAGGGUCUGGGAGGGAGGGUCUGCUGCUGAUUGGCUGGAAUGUGUCAGCUGACUGGAGUCCGCGCGAACCGUUCGUGCCGAACAGUUCACGAACCGUUCGGGACAUCACUAUAUAUCAAGAAUACUUAUAGCUAUGGCUUCUUAAUACUGUUUUAUAAUUCUAGUUCUGUGAUACAGGCUGUUUGUUUUUUUUGUCUUCCUUUUUAUGUAUAGAGCUUUAUUAUGCCUGACUAUUUACUUAUUUUCUUGUAGAACUUGGACAACCUGAUGACACCGGAAGGUGUUGGUCUCCUGACUGCUCUUCGAAUUCUUUGUUAUGUUGCAUGUCCUCCUAAUCCUGUUGAAGGUAAUUGAUAAUCAGACAUGUUGUUUGUCUAUUCUUGAGUUUAAAGGGGUUUGGCUUCUAAACAGUACACAUAGUUUAUAUAUACCAACAAUGUAAUUUGUAAAUGCCUUCUCUAUUUGUUACUGAAAUGUCCUUGGUUGAAAACAAAUGUGGUCAUGCUACAUAUAGGUCUUUAAAAUGUGCUUCGCUUACUGCACAACUGCUGUGUUUUUCACUGUUCCAAUCUGCUAAUUGCAAGAACUCCUACAUAAUGCAUUUACGAUCUGUUUUUGACAUCGCAGGCCAGCAGAAAGACCUGAAAUGGAACCUUGCUGUUAUUCAACUUUUUUCUGCUGAAGGCCUGGAUACUUUCAUCCGUAUCCUGCAGAAGCUAAAUGGUAUCCUUAUCCAACCAUGGAGACUUCAUGUCAACCUUGGAACCACACUCUACAGAGCUAUCACCAUUUCCGUGGCUCGUUGCACUCUUACUUUACUUAAGACCAUGUUAACUGAACUUUUGAGGGGUGGUUCCUUUGAGUUUAAAGACAUGAGGGUCCCAUCUACCCUAGUUACUUUGCACAUGUUGCUGUGCUCUAUCCCCCUCUCUGGAAGGCUGGAUGGAGAGGAGCAGAAGAUCCAGGGUGAUAUAAUUGACAUCCUGUUGACUUUUACCCAAGGCGUUAAUGAACAGCUGACUAUAUCAGAGGAAACAUUGGCCAAUAACACUUGGUCUUUGAUGCUUAAAGAAGUUCUUUCUUCUGUCUUAAAAGCUCCAGAAGGCUUUUUCUCUGGUCUUAUCAUACUAUCAGAACUUCUGCCCCUACCGCUUCCCAUGCAAACCACCCAGGUAAUGUGACAUUUUGUUUCUUUUGUCAUAUAUAUAUUUUUACUCUGUGUAUAUGUGGAAGCUGAUGUAUUAAACAGAUACAAAUCACCAUCAUGCAAGCAGACAUGUCAUGCAAUUUUUGUUACUAAAAAUAUGAAAAAUUGUUCUCUAUAUUUUUAAAACCAUUCAUAUUUGUUCAUUGUAUAUGCUGAAUUUUACAGAGUUUUUACUGCUCUAAGUGUAGCUAUGGAUACUGAGAAAGUGUACAUAAUGGGACGUGUGUAGAAAUUGACAGUUCAUACAAGCAUCUAUUAUUUGCUCUCUACGUGAAGAUUUCAAGUUCAGCUGCCAACCUCUCUGAGUAGGUCAUGUGUUGCCUUUCAGCUUAUUGAACCCGGGGAUGUUGCAGUGGCCCUAAACACUAGAAAACUAUGGAGUAUGCAUCUACAUGUGCAUUCAAAGCUUUUGCAGGAUAUUGUGAGGGCCAUUUCUGGGACAUCUUGCCAACCUCUGCAGCAUACUAUCAGACGCAUCUGCAUCCAGCUAUGUGAUUUGGCUUCACCUACCGCUUUGCUGAUCAUGCGGACAGUACUGGAUCUGAUUGUAGAAGAGCUUCAAAGGUAUUGUAUUCAAUUCUUAUGGAAUAGGCAAGUUAGGAAUGUGUUUAUUUUAACUCCACUUUCUGAUUGUUCAUGGCAAUUGAGCAUAAUGGAUAAUUCUGUGCUGUGCUACUCCAUCCUGCUUCACAGUGCGGUAGCAACUUUGUUGAAAGACUUUUUUCUUUUCAUAUCUGAUCAUUUUUAUUCAUUUUUUUUUUCUCCUCAAACAUUCUUCCUCUGUCAGUUAUGUAUUAUAAUAGAUAAUGUAUAUUUUAUGCUGUUGUCUUCUAUUUCACAUACUAUUGUUUCAGUGGUCCAGAGGAGAAGGAAAAGCAGUUUAUUGGCCAGACCGCUCGUCUGCUUGCUCUCCUCGAUUCGCUGGCUUCUUACAGAGCAUGCAAAGUGGCCAUAUUACACCUGAUAAAUGGUGGCAAAGGGGAUGAGCGCUACCUUGAACUUUUCCAGGAACUUCUGACUCUGAUGAAAUCUUCCAGCGACAACAUCAUUCAACAACAGUGUGCGGAAUAUGUAGCAUCCAUUGUGCAAUAUCUCUGUGACCAGGUACGUUAAAAUAAACUUAUAGGCAUAUACUCGCAUAAUAUUUUUCUACAACGGUUUUCUUGGACACAUGUUCGUUUGUAAUGUUCAUGUUAGGCUCUGUGUAGUAGGUUAUUUUUUUUUUUUUUUUAUACAUAUAUUUUAUUCAGGUGGUAUAUUUAAUUAUUGGUACCAUAUUCCAAAAUGGCAAUUACAAAUUGGUUUUAAGUUGUCAUACUAAACCGUUUUAAAAAGUUUUUCUUUUUUUUUUCGUCUUAUUUUAGGAUAUUGCUCUUAUUUUACCAAGCUCAAUAGAGCUAAAUGUGUCAGAGUUGGACCGACUUUCCAAUUCUUUACCAAGUAAAGAUAUCCUGCCCUCCAUCUGUAACAGCUUGAUAGAGGCUUUAAUCAACAGUGACAGCAGUUUUACCUCUCUACUCACCUGUGUCAGAACCAUGAUGUUCCUUUCAGAACACGACUAUGUUUUUUAUCAUUUGAAGAAGUAAGUUUACCAUUAGAAGUCAUAUUGUUUAAGAUGCCAAAGUUAGAAAAUAAUGCUCCUGGUGUUGGUAUAAAAUAGUCUGUGCUUUUUUAUGUGCAUGCAAGUUCUUCCUGUGUGGUAAUAUCAGAGCCAAAGCUUUCAGUCUUCUAGGGUGUUUAACUGUCGCAUGCUGCUUUUAACCCCUUAAGUACCAGCCCAGCCUUGUAAUGCAUACAUGCUGUCCAUAAAAGGCCAGUUAUGUGGGUAUCACAUUGUGUACUCUGCAGGGCUCUCCUUAACAUCUCUGUCGUUUUUAUUAGUAAUUGGGUUAAAAUAUGUUCUAAAGAGCAGAACUGUCAGUGCAAAUAGUCCUGUCACUUAAAGGGCAACUUUCAUUAAAAAAAAAAAAAGAGAGAGAGAGUUUCUUUCAGUAUUAGCUUUGCUUAUAUGAAUAGAAAUAUGCAUGUCACAGAUAUAGGCAUUUCAUAGUUUGAGGGGAACAAUUAAUGGGAGGCAGUGGCUGAUAACGAUGCCAUAAGCCUGCCCUGCUUCCUCAAUCGCACAGAACAAGGAGCGAUAACGUCACCGUCCUGUGCACAGGAUGAACUGGGGUUCACCAUCAAGGCAAUACUCUCAGGUGAUUGCUCUGUUCUGUUGUUUGAGUCUAUAAAUUGUGGUUGAUUUCUAGGAGAUUGUAAAGUAUAUUAAUGUAUACUUACUUUGCAAAAUACUCUGCCACAAUGCAAUAUGUGCGGGAAAAUAUAUUGGAAUAAACAACAAGCUUUACUACAAGCUUUGGCAACAAUUUGUGCUAAACAAGUAGACCCGUAGUACCUUGCAUGAAAUGAUCUGAAUAGUAGCAAAUGCUCAGAAGAACAAAUGUAUUACUCUUUGUUAUUACCUUUGUUAUCUACAAUAUUUUAGGCAAACCGAGAAGAAACAAUGUUCAUGCUAAACGAUUAUAUAUUAUAUAUAUUUAUCUGGUAUCAAACAAAAGUCCCAUCUGUCCUCUCAAAAAAAAUACAUUUCAAAAAGUGGCUAAAGAAACAUAUAAAAAAAUGUUUUGGAUCUAAUCUACCUGAAGUUAAAAAAGUUAAGGUAGAGAUGAGACCAUUUUUAAACUAUUUAAAAUUACCUCAACUUUCAAAGUCAAAGCUGGAAGUGUUAAAUAAACCCCUUUCAAUACUUGAAAUCUCUAAUGUAAUAUCUCAUUUGAAAUUUGGCAAAGCCCCUGGUCCAGAUGGGUUCUCAGUGAUAUUCUAUCAAGUCCUGGAAACGGUCAUUUCCCCCUUACUGACUCGUUUGUUUGCCUAAAUAGGCAAAACUUUGUCUUUUCCUUCCAAAAUGUUGGAGGCUACUAUAUCUCCAAUUUUAAAACGAUCCAAGGACCCUGCGAGUGUUUUUAGUUAUAGAUUUAUAUCCCUGAUCAAUCUGGAUAUUAAAAUUUACUCAAAAAUAUUAGCACAGAGAUUGAAUAUGAUAAUGCCAGAUUUGAUUCAGACCAAUCCGGCUUCAUGUUUGGUAGAUCGGGAGAGGAUAACACUCGCAGGGUUCUUUUCCACUGUGACAAUCAAUUUCACUUUGUGUUGUGCAAAUGGGAUAGACAACAGGUGGAAAUUAUAGGCAAUUAGCAAGACACCCCCAAUAAAGGAGGGGUUCUGCAGGUGGUGACCACAGACCACUUCUCAGUUCCUAUGCUUCCUGGCUGAUGUUUUGGUCACUUUUGAAUGCUGCGGUGCUUUCACUCUGGUGGUAGCAUGAGACGGAGUCUACAACCCACACAAGUGGCUCAGGUAGUGAGCUCAUCCAGGAUGGCACAUCAAUGUGAGCUGUGGCAAGAAGGUUUGUGGUGUCUGUCAGCGUAGUGUCCAGAGCAUGGAGGCGCUACCAGGAGACAGGCGAGUACAUCAGGAGACGUGGAGGAGGCCAUAGGAGGGCAACAACCCAGCAGCAGGACCGCUCCCUCCGCCUUUGUGUAAGGAGGAGCACUACCAAAGCCCUGCAAAAUGACCUCCAGCAGGCCAUAAAUGUGCAUGUGUCUGCUCAAACGGUCAGAAACAGACUCCAUGGUGGUAUGAGGGCCCGACGUCCACAGCUGGGGGUUGUGCUUACAGCCCAACACCAUGCAGGACGUUUGGCAUUUGCCAGAGAACACCAAGAUUGGCAAAUUCGCCACUGGCGCCUUCUGCUCUUCACAGGUGAAAGCAGGUUCACACUGAGCACAUGUGACAGACGUGACAGAGUCUGGAGACGCCGUUGAGAACGUUUUGCUGCCUGCAACAUCCUCCAGCAUUACCGGUUUGGCAGUGGGUCAGUAACGGUGUGGGGUGGCAUUUCUUUGGGGGGCCGCACAGCCCUCCAUGUGCUUGCCAGAGGUAGCCUGACUGCCAUUAGGUACCGAGAUGAGAUCCUCAGGCCCCUUGUGAGACCAUAUGCUGGUGCGAUUGGCCCUGGGUUCCUUCUAAUGCAAGACAAUAAUUCAUUCAGAUCUAGGAUGUGUUAAUUUUGUGUUCCCUUUAUUUUUUUGAGCAGUGUAUAUACAUAAAUGGGAACAGGAAGGUAUAAUUUCACUACAUAUGCAUGCUUGGUUAAAAGCCUGGCAAAUUACCAGAAAAGCUACCCAUUGCAUCAGUGUUCAGGAACAAUAUUAUAAAGUAACUCAUCGUUGGUAUCUUAUUCCAGAUCAGUUAAACAAAUUUGCCCAUGUACAUACUAAUGUUUGUUGGCGUUGUAAUAAUGGAAUUGGCACUCAAUAUCAUAUUUGGUGGGAGUGUGACUCACUGAAGGAUAUCAAAAUAAAACUAAUGGGAAUCUUGAGAAAACUGCUUGAUGAUUCGUAUGAACUACCAUCUCACACCUUUCUUUUUCAUAUAGAUUUUCCUUCUGAAGAUCAUUUAUCCCAUUAUCUAUACAGUAAUAUUUUUCUAGCAAUUAAAAUCGGCAUGGCUAGGUACUGGGGAAAACAGUUACUUCCUAAGUGGUCUGCGAUUUUGUCUCAAAUAUCUUAUCAGGCAUCUUCAGAAAGAUACUUUUACAACAAAACUCCUCCAAUGUUAGAGAAAUAUACUAAAAUAUGGUUUCCAUGGUUUAUGCUCUCGAACAAUGUAUGAUCUGUGGAUUCAGGUCCCUGUCUAUUAGCCUUAAUCUAAACAUUUAUCCCUGUCGCCCUCUCAUGCUCGAUGUUCUUAUUUACUAGCUAAUCAGACUCAGUGAUUCAGGCUCUGUUAUUGGUCCAAUGCUCAAUUCCCUUACAAUAGCAGUUGUUCGUUUUUUGUAUGUUCUUUUUUUUUUUGCUUUCUUUAUGUGUGUUUUUGUGGCAUGUAUGAUUAACGCUAAAUUUCAGAAUAAUGCUCACCUGACUGAUCUUUGUCAACGAUUAUAUUACCUUUGUUUUUACGUGAAAGCAUGAUUCCUCCGUAAAGAUUUAUAAAUAUAAAAAAAUAAAUUUUUGAGGACAGAUGACUUAAAGCUAGAGUUUGCAAAAUGCUCAAAGUUGGCAGGGCAUUGGUAGGGAAAAUUUGCUUCAAGAUUCCAAGGGUCAAGUUUCACAUGGAAUAUAUGUAUAUCUCUAAAUUAGGUUCUUAUUUUUUUGUAUAUCAAUAUUUUAUGAUCUUGAAUGAUGCAUUCGGAUGCUCCCAUAACAUGCAUUCUACAUCUUCACAGGACAAAGGAUUUAACCAUGUUUUACCCUCUCCAUAGUUCUAUCCGGCGACACAGCAAUGCAUUGCACAUCCUAUUGAAACGCAUUUCUUGUGGCUUUGGAAAAGACACUGGUGAGCUGGCAUCUUUAUUCCUGGACUUCAUGAGACAAAUCCUGAACUCGGAUUCCAUAGUAAGCAAUUUUUUUUUUUUUUCUUUUUUUUUUUUAAUACAUGAUUUGUCAUCCUACUGAAUGCUAUGUUGUACAGGUGUGCAUGUAUUGAACUUAGGAGCCAACUUGAACAUAAAUGAAAUAUGCUGCUUCAUUGGAAUGCUAUAUAUAAAAUUCCUAGACCGCUUUGACUUCUUAAAUUGGUCUCUGUGAUGAGCUGUUUCCUUCAAUGUGAAUUUUCACUUCAUGGCUAUAAAAUGUACUGCCUAUCAAUAAAACCUACAAUAAUUCCUAGGAAAUUAUAAAUCCCAUUUUUUAGAAGAUAUUUUAUUUUGAUACUAUCUAAAAUGAGUUUAUUGGGAUAUAAAUCCCUUCUUUUUUUUUGUGUAGGCAGGUUAGAAAAGUUCCCAUCACACGUCUCUUUAGGCAGCAUUAAUUAAUUCUGCACAUUCUUCCUGUUGCAGAGCGUAAUCUUCUUUGGUGACCGCUAUCACCGACACACGUAUGACUACAUCUAUAAUUUAUUUGCAUCAUAGUAUAUCUUAUUACAGUGGUAUUUAUUGAUGGUUGUACAUUGAAUAGUAAGUUACAUUAUUUGAAAGUUUUGUUUCUACAUGUGUUUAAUCACGCUGUCAAACCGUAAAUCAGAACCUUCUUUGUGAGAUAAAACUGGUUAAUUAUGUGUUUUUGCUUUUAUUUUUAUUAUUGAUUGUAAAUGUUGUGUUCAGUUGUUGAUAUCUUGGUAGUCAAUUUAGAAAAAUUGUUGGAUGAAAAUUUUUCAAAGUGUAAAAACCAAUAGGCUUGUCAAUAUGAUCCUGGAGAAGCCUGGUAACUAGGUUCCUUUUGUUAGGUAAAGCAGUUUGUAGCCAGUCUCCAAGGAGCAUAGUAAACACCCAGCGCACACCAGUUCAAUUAUCCAAAAACUUUAUUCCUCCUUAAAAAUCACAAGACACAUAACAGGGGACAAAGCCAUAAACCGAGACCUAAACACAUUUCUACAAAUUGCUUCACUAAUCACACUAUCAACACACAACGUAAUCAAUACCAGUACCAGCAUAAGCUUUAUUUUGGUUAAUGAGUCCACUAACCAGAACCUUCUCUUUCUUUCAUAGAAGCUGUAGAAAGAAACAUGCACAUAGUCUGGGUAUAAAAUUAACCUUGCCUCUCUACUCUACUAUGCACAUUUAUAGCUUUAGUCCAUUCUGACAAAGCUUUUACUGGAAUUUACUUUAUAGAUUUAGAAAUGUUUAAUUUAAUGUGCUUGUUUGUGUAUAACAAUAUUGGAAAAAGAGGAAAAACAAACAAACAAAAACAUAUAGGUAGAUUAAAGGCUCAGUAUAUCCUCUCUUUCCAGCCAGUUGUGGGUGAAAUGCAGUUUUGGAAUUCUGAUUACAGAAACUUAGUUGACCUAUUUUUGUACUCUUGUUUUUCAGACUUGUGGUGAAGAAAGUGGAAUGAUGGAAGUAGACUCUUCUCAUCCUUCCAAGACAAUGGGACUCAGCCCUGCGGAGUUAAAGCACUUACUCACCAACAAAGAAGAGCCUGUAGAGCGCUUGUUCUUGGAUUUGGAAAAAGUUGUUUUGGUAGGCCAGAAUUUCCUGUGACGUCUAACUAUACAAAACCUGUUGUGGUUGAGAUUACAUUUCUUGUAUUCCAGUUGAUAAUUACUUUGCUGCAAAAAAAAACGCAUAUGAGAGCUCUGAUGAUAGGCAAAAGCUCAUAAAAUCCUCAGUAGCUUGCACUUUGGUUAGUCCAUUGUAAAUAAGAAGCCCAUUGUGUAAAUAUUGUGGCGUUUUUUUGUAAAUAACUUGUAUUUUUUUUUAAUUCUGCUCAUUCUUGCUGAGUAAUAAUACUAAUUCUUGCUGUUUUUACCUAGGACCAAUGUAAGGAAGAUGACACCUUGGAGACUUUAUUAGACAGUAUAGGCAGUUUUAGAAAUAUUUUGGAGUCCGCUAAAGAUCCAGUGCCACUCGGUGAUCAAGAUGUAGAACCUGUGCUGCCCCCAGCGGACUCCCUGCAAAAUCUGUUCAACAACAGGUAAUUCCAUGACGUUGUUUAUAUGUGAUUGAGUUUUGGGACUUCCCUGCCACAAAAACUCCAAGUAUUUCAGAGCUUCAUGGACAGAAAGGAGAUUAUGAAAAUUUUACUUCUUUUGCAAACCCAUGUGAGUUACUGGGCAAAAAUAGCUUUCCUUUUAAUACUGUAUUCUUUCUGACCUCUGUUUCAGGACCGUAUAUAUAUUGGCUGAUGUAAUGGAUGAGCAACUGAAAUCUUUGUCAUUUUCACCAUUCCAGCCUGAUGACGCAGAUGCAGAUUUAGACAUGGUAUGGGCCUUCUCUUUUCACCUGUAGUAGUAUAAGAAAAGCCAUUUAGAAUGUUCAGUAUUGCGGUGUUCUAAUUUAUAUAGCUUUAAAAUAGAAUGCAGUGAUGACUGGUAAACCAUAUCAUUGGUUAGUGUGGCUCAUACCUGCAAAUGCACUCUAAGACCGUAAUGGUUAGUGUUGGCCAUUUCAAAUGUUUCUGAAUUAUUUCUUCAUGAUACUGAGUUAGUCUUAAAGGUUGCUGAGAAUCAUACAUGCUUUAGUUAAGAAAAGUAUGGGAAUCAUAGGUUAACCAGCACUAAUUUAGAUGGCUCAAAUUGUUUUCUCAGUGUAACCAUCUUUAAGUUAUGCUUGCUUUCCAACCACUCCAGUGGACCUCUCAAAAAUAUGAAUCCUUAUGCCAGUUAUUAGUACCACUAGGCUCAAAGGAUUUUUAUGUAGACAUUUUAAGCUUGGCUUAGAGUUCAUUAAAAAUAUUUAGAUUUUUUUUAAUCUACUAAAGUAAACCCCACACAAAGGACUAGACUUUGAAUAGCUUCUCAUUAUAAUCUCAGUUAAAAAAAUAUUAGUAUUUAUUUAACCAUGCCUUCUUUUGCAAUGAUUGCUGAUUGAUGUGCAUGUCUGCAGUUUUAAUUGUAAGGUGGCCUUUGUAUUUGUUGUUAUGCUUUUUUAAUUAAAUUUAGCAUAUGUCUUCAUUACAGGUGAAAGUUGACUUAAUUGAUCUCUCUGGCAAAUGCUGUAGUGAGUUUGACUUAAAAGGAGAGUUGGAAAGAUCGUUUUUGUUGGAGCCAUCUUCACCUGGUCGGACAAAGACCACAAAGGGUUUUAAACUGGGAAAACACAAGCAUGAAACAUUUAUUACAAGGUGACUUUCUGUGAUUGUUAUUACUUUGUCAUUUUCACUUGGAUACACAAGAACACACACAUUCACCGCUUGUUGCCUGAAGCCUUUGUCAAGCAGCAAAAGCUUUCUUCUGCAAUCACGUCUGCAAAAAAGUAUUCUUGUUUUAUCAGUCAUAUGUUAUCUUUUUGAUUUGUGUCUUACAUUUUUAUUACAUUUUUGUUGCCUAGUCCAGACUAAACAGUGGGAAAAGGUUACAUUUUCUCAAUAUCCUAUGUGUAUAUAAUUUCCUUUUAUUUCCAUUUCAUAGUGGAAAGUCUGAGUACAUUGAGCCAGCAAAAAGAGCCCAUUUUGUUCCUUUGCCACGUGGAAGAGGCCGAGGUGGAUUUGGACAGGGAAUGCGGCCACAUGAUCUUUUCCGUCAGAGGAAACAGAACACAAGCCGGCCACCUUCCAUGCAUGUGGAUGAUUUUGUAGCGGCUGAACGGAAAGAAGUGGCACCACCGGUUGGCAUUCCUCCUCCCAAACGACUGCCAAAAGUGACUCAAAAGGUGUCCUCCCGUGGUGGGUUUCUUGGAAACAGAGGUGGUGGCAGAGGCACAUUCCACAACCAAAGCAGGUUCUUCACUCCGCCUGCUCCUAAAGGUAGGUUGAGGGUCUUUCCAUUUAAAACACUUAGGUUCAGCAUUUGUGGUGCUGGUCUCGCAAACAGACCAGGUCUCACAAAUAAGCCUGGGUAAGUGAGAUGUAAGGAGACUUUAUCCAAAAUUUAGUUUUCAAUACAUUUCUAUCCAAAGAAGAGUAGGGAACUAUUGGCUUUCCAACAUUUCCUUCAAAUGCUUGUCUCAUUCAAUGAAGCAAGGCUAGAUCUAGCCUUUCUUGUCAUAUCCUACUUCUCACUUUCUUUGCUUCUUUUCAGAGACUUGUGUGAUAUCUAUCGUGUUCUGUUAAGUUUACAUCCAAUUUUUACAUUUCAUAUUUCUAUUUGUGUUUAGUUAAUUAUAGCCGUCGGGAAGGAACACGUGUCCUGAACUGGAAUGCACAAACCACGCCACGAGGCACUUAUGUGGAAAGCAGAGGAGCACAAAGCAACUUUGACCGAGGAAACUUGCCUCCUCUUCGUCAAAGCUCUACAGGUUUGUUCCUCUACAUAUAUUUAUCAGUUCUAUUUAAAAGGGUUAUUUUUAUUUCCUGUGUUCCAGAACAGUGUAGUGUUAAAGUGCAUCUGCAAGGUUCCAUUCAACCAACUACGUGAUUUUGUACAAUGUAGUAGUGAAAUAAAAGAUAACCUAUUUGUAUUAAGGGGUAACCAAAUCCUAAGUUUCAUGUAAUAAAGAAAUCUUCACUUAAGAGUACACAGCCAUGCUGACUUACUUCAAUCCAGAGAAAUUAUGGUAUAAAAGAAAAAUAUCAAUAAAAUAAAAAAAAAUCAUUAAUUAUUAACAAAUGAAAAAUCCAACAAAAUGGAUACAAUGUAAGCCAGAGCGCUGCGUCCUCAGAGUGGAUUUCGACCCAUCACGAAAAUCCACACAUCAGUGUCCUAGCAUACACUCCAAACACAAUUAACAAAGUCUUUACAGAUGGUGAUGUCCCGAACGGUUCGCCGCAGACGGCGAACAUAAACUUUGACCCUGUACCUCACAGUCAGCAGACACAUUCCAGCCAAUCAGCAGCAGACCCUCCCUCCCACCUCCUGGACAGCUCACUAAGAAUGAAGCUUCACAAUGAAUGUAAAAUGGAUGCUGUCCAGGAGGUGGGAGGAUCUGGGAGGGAGGGUCUGCUGCUGAUUGGCUGGAAUGUGUCUGUUGACUGUGAGGUACAGGGUCAAAGUUUAUGUUUAUGUUCGCCGUCUGCGGCGAACCUUUCGGGACAUCACUGUUUACAGACUAUUAUUCAACAUUUUACAACCAUUGCCCACAGCCAGAGGGGUCUGCCCCUGAUGAUUGUGCAGACCUACACUCAUUCCUGUCGGACCUAGAUUUGCUAAAACUCACAGGACCAGAGGUGGGGACUUAGGGUGCACUAGAAGUUGACGCAGCUAUCACGGCCCUAAAAGGUAAUAAAGCACCAGGACCAGACAGAUACGACACGGGUUAUUAUAAGAAAUUCAGGUAAGUACUGGCCCCCAACGCACUACCCUUUUCAACCACUUUAUGGACGGAGGUGCACCAGACUCAAACGUGGCGCUAGCAAACAUCACAUUAUUACCAAAACCAGGUAGAGAUGAGAAUGCUAGCAUCCAACUACAGGCCUUAUCUCCCUGAUCAAUUCAGAUCUAAAGAUCUACGCCAAAAUUUUGCCUACCAGACUAAAUCCGCUAUUGACACGCUUGGUCCACCCUGACAAGGUGGGGUUUGUGCCAGGCAGACAGCUCUAUGAAAAUGUCAUGUUGCAUGUCCGGCUCGGGAGGGUCUUCUCUGGCACUGUCCUUGGACGCCGAGAAGGCCUAUGACAGGGUGAAGUGGUCAUACCUCUUUGGCCCACUGCAGGCAUGAGGCUUCCCAGAACCCUACGAGAUGGCAAUCGGGGCCCUAUACACAAACCUCAGAGCCCAAACACUGAUAACUGGGGCCCAUCGCACCCGCUUCCCCUUAAAUAACGGCACAAGGCAGGGUUGCCCCUGUCCCCAUUGCUCUUCACGCUCUCCCUGGAGCCGCUAUUGCAGGCCCUCCGACAUCAUCCACACAUACGGGGUGUGGGUGUAGCUGGACGACAGUUCAAAACAUCAGCAUAUGCCGAUGACAUCCUUCUUACACUCACAGACCCACUCAGUUUCAUGGAGCACCUGACUAAACUGCUAGAUCACUACGGAGACCUGUCUGGGAAUAAAGUCAACCUGGCUAAAUCCAUGGCAAUGCCCUUCCACCUUUUAGCCCCAGACAUGGCACAGAUCAGAGACACAUAUAAGUUACGCCUCGCUGACAGCACCCUCCCCUACUUAGGCAUUAGACUUACAUCUGACCACACACAGUUAUACCACCAUAAUUACCUGCCAGUGCUCCGCAGCCUGAUCCAGAACCUGUAGAAAUGGACAGAGAAGCCUAUCUCGUGGCUAGCCAGACUUCACUCAGCGAAGAUGAAGAUCCUCCCCAGGCUAUUGUUUUUGUCUUUCAACCCUACUAGUGCAGGUCACAAGAGGAGUUACUUGGCGGGGUUACAAAAGGCCAUAGACCCAUUCAUCUGGCAGAGGAAGCGCACCAGAAUUGCGUGUAAAUUGCUAUACCGACUCCUGAUGUGAUCUGACCUUCCCCAGUUUUUUAUAUGGUUACCCAAUUAGAACACGGCCUUUAUAUGCACUACUUGCCCAGCGAAACUAAAUUUGAUCAGAUUAUGGGACCAGGUAGCACAAAAGUACUCACUCAGUAAAUUCCCAUCUCCAAUGACACCUGUACUCCGUAACAGGGCCUUUCCCCCCGGGAAUACAUGCUAUAGACUUUAGAGGGUUUGAAUACACAGGACUCCAAAGAUAUAUACAAUUGUACCUCGACUAAGCCCCAGUCACGUUUGAUAGGCUCAAGGAGCUCGCCCAACUAUCCAACAGAGACUACUUUAGGUAGCUACAAAUACGUGACUUUGCAUCCAAACCAGAGGUGUGAGCAGCAGCUGCCUGCCCACUUCCCUUUUUUGAGCAAAUGUGCUUCAAGAAAAGCAGCCUAAAAGCCUCAUAUCCCUCUUGUACGGCCACCUCAGUGUGGAAGCUAACGAAUGGAAAAACCUCAGAUAUACCGGUCUGUAGGAGGCCGAACUGGGCGAGGUAUUGGAGGGCACGGAUUGGCAAGACAUAUGGGAGGCAUGCGCCCAGUCCUCCACCUGUGUAACCCUCCAAGAGCAAUCAUUUAAAACACUAUUUCGGUGGUACACCACCCCACUCAGACAACACCACAUGAAACUUGGCCCCAUUGGCACUUGCUGGCGAUCCUGUAAUGAAAAGGGACCCUACAUACAUAUGUGGUGGAAAUGCCCCACAGUCAGUCUGUUCUGGAAGGGAGUGAUAGAACUAGGUUCUAAAAUAUUACAAAGGACGCUAGAUUUAGACCCAUGGGUGUGCUUACUAUCCAAGCCUACCGAUGGACUCCCUCGCCACGAACAGAAACUACUCAACAUGGUAUACUUAGUAGCCAGACGAGCCCUGGCACAGAAGUGGUUGAACACUGAGCCCCCUCCUUCUCAUUGGUACUGGCCAAAAUAAGACAACUAUCUUAUGGACAAGCUGACUUCACAGGUCCGUAUCACCACUGCCACCAUUGAGAGGGUAUGAGACCUGUGGGAGCAAUACAUAGAGGAAAUAGGAUUGUAAGUCGUGAGAACAAUUACGCAUAACAUACAACACCCCCGUGCCGUGGGAUUCUGAGAUUCUACUAUUCUAUCCCUUCCGUUAAUUUCAUUACCUUUCUUACCUUUUGACACUGUGCCAAUGUCAGUGUCUUCUAUAGGGUACGGUAAGACUGCCUUAUUUAUCCUGCUUCUAUGCCAUCUGCACAUACACCUAACAGACAGGGGAGCUCACUUUACUGCUACUCCGCACCUCACUGACUCUUGGGCUUUGCCACACUGCAGCCAUUUAUGACUAUUGACAUCGGCUCCAAGUGAUUCCAAAUGUUCCUCACCACUUAAUACUUGCACACAAAUACAGUUAGCACUGAAUUGACAGCAGCACACUGCCACAUUCAUCCUUAUAAGCGACAAUCUUAAAUAUUCGGUCAGAAAACACUAAUAACAAACCAAAAAGAAAAUGCAAAUGAAUAGAAACUGUGGCAUCUGGAGCGGUGGUACGAAUUAACUACGGCUGCCACCUACGUUCCCCGGAUAGCAGAGUGCACACACCCAUAAUGGCAAUACUGCUGGGACUUUUCUUACCUCUUUUACUACCUUUCUGUUAUACCUUUAUUUUUCCUAUGCCUAAACAAAAUACUUUGACAGUUGGUCCUUGCUUUUCUCACAAAGGGAUAAAUGGUCUGGAAUACUGUAACGAAGGUUCUUUUACAAUCUGAUGCAUAUUACUAUAUUCACUAUAUAUACGUUACUUGUAAGUACCUUCCAACCUCCAUGUAUCCUAUCAUUGAAUACUGUCAUCGCAAAAAUAAAGAAUGAAGAAAAAAAAAUAGGUGGUUAUACAUAGAAUUCAACAAUCCUCCUCAAGGUGUUACUUUACCCGUAAUGGAAGACAUGACUCACUUUAUGUAUUAAAAAAAAAAAGCCAAUCACCUGACCAAUGUUUACUAUUCAGAGUGUCUCAAACAUCUAGUUACGUGUUUUCUUGUUUCCUUUUUAGGAUACCGUCCAAAUCCACGAGACAGGACUGUCAGAGGUCGUGGGGGCAUUGGACCAUCCUGGGCAAAUGCUACGGGUAGUGGGAAUAGUUCACGGGGAAAAUUUCUUGGUGGAAAUGGCAGUAGGGGACGCCAUGUACGGUCUUUUACUCGAUAGAAGAAUCUCUACUGGACGUCCUAUAUUUUUGAAUAUAUCAUGAGACAUUUUUGCAAUGAUCGUAAACAUAGCACUGAAGAACCAAUGAAUUUAGUGCUAAAAUGUGUUCUUAAACCACCCACGGAUUUGAAGAAAGUAUGUCUUUUGAUACAAAUGCUGAACGUUAAAAUAUAAGACAUUUUAUUUUCAUGUACAGUCUAGUAAAUUGUUCUGUGUUUGUCGGUUUUUCUUUGCCGCAAUUUUUUUUAUAAUAAAACUAUAAAAACACCAAUUAUUGCAGAGACUGCUGUCUUCUCUCAAAGACUAAACAAUGAGCUUGUAGACAAACAAAUUAU
Messenger RNA from Pelobates cultripes (western spadefoot toad), 41246 nucleotides. NCBI's taxonomy places the organism in Eukaryota, Metazoa, Chordata, Amphibia, Anura, Pelobatidae. The record is from the annotation of a GenBank genome assembly.